AUGGCAGAGAGAGCCAGGAAAGCGAGACACGGGAGAUACGUGAAACAUGUGAAACACGUGAGACACGUGAGGCACGUGAGGCACGUGAGGCACGUGAGGUGUGUCGUGAGGCCCGUGAGGUGUGUCGUGAGGUGUGUCGCACUGGAACAGCCGGAACGGCUGGAACGGCAGUGGUUGGAGAUGAGCAGAGAAACGAUGGAAACGAUGCUCGGGCCAAUUCCAGACGACCCAGUGCAACGAGUGCAACAAGUUGCCAAGCAGCUGCAUCGGCCUCAUCGGCUGCAUCGAGCGCAAGCGGAAGCUCCCAAGCCCAGCAGCGCAGUCUCAGCUGAAGAUGAGACUGACUCGAAUCACUCGAAGUUUCUGUUAGAACGUUCAGAGCGCUGUGACACCCGUCCAAGUGACUCUGAACACAUGAUGCUCCUCUAUGCAUCUCCCUUGUGUUUUCGUGAUGGUCGUGGUAUGAUACCCUUGCCGCAGAUCCCCGUUGAGAAGGAGUGGGAAACGGUGUUAGGUGCGUACAACGAAGCAGCUCACAUUCUCGCACGGACAUCUUCAUCUUCGCCUGGGGUAUCCAUCAGUGCACAGACGUUGACAGCUGGAAGUCUUCAACGUGCUAUCACAACCUGGCACCCAGGUGUGCUGCAUCUCAGCAGCCACGGGGUGAAAAACUGCUUGGUACUCGAAGAUGGAGGAGGCACUGCCCAUUUCUUCAGUUGUUCGAUGCUCCGGGGCAUGUUGGAGUUGGCUGGUUCAUCCACCCGUCUGGUGCUGCUGAACUGCUGCUCCCUAUCGAGUAUGGGAUACGAAUUCGUGGCUGCGGGAGUUCCUCAUGUGGUGUGCUGUUCCUGCGACCUGAAGGACUCGGCGUCCACGGUGUUUGUGCGGAAUUUCUACGGCUUUUUGUUCCAGGGCUUCUCUGUGCAGCGCAGCUUCAACGAGGCCGUCGUGGCGCUGCGCAGCCACUCGGAGGGACAGCUGCAGGCGGCCUCGCAGCACUUCCGGCUGCUGCCCGAAACCCAAGGCCACGAGGAAGUGCUGUUCCUCCCAAAGGCCAUGGACUACGACUCGGAUUCCAGUGAGGAAGCGACACCUGACUUCGAGCCCGAGCAUGAACUCGGGGAACUUGGAGAUCUGCUGGGGAUGGGAGGGCCUGCGCCAGCCACAGUGAGCUCAAAUGCGGUCGUGGACCUGUCACAGGCAUCUCGCGAGAAGGCUGAUGCUGCACCAGCACCAGCCGCACCAGUCGCACCAGCUCCUCCCCGGCCUCGUCCAGCUGUGGACGGACAAGCGGCCAUGAAGCGUAUCCCGGCCAAUGCCAAAGGCUUUGGCUCUGACGACCUCUUUGGCGCACCGAAGCCCAAAGAUGAUUCAAUUUUCGAGACGGUUUGCAAAAUGCUGCCAGAACAGGUGACUUCGCGGGUGGAUUGUUUGCAAGUCCCCGUGGAGACAGAGACUGAGGUCCAGGCCCCAGUGGCCCAAGCCCCAGACCUCUCGGCAGAACAUACGGCCACAGCGGUAAAUCGAACGGUUGAGGGCCGCUGGGUGCCUACCUACAUGCGGCAGCAGUUGGCUGCCGGUGGACAUACAUCUCUUCCGCAGGCACCCAAUGGCCAUGAGUUCUCUGCAAAUGCUCAGCCACCUACUUGUGGUCAGGCCUUCGUUGACAUGGGCCAUGACUUUGGGGAAGGAGCGCAAGCAGUUUUGGAGUUCAUGGCCGCCAUCUUCACCUCUUUGACCUUUCAAUGCCAGGCGUGUUCACAUCACGCGAUAAGCACCGCCCACGAACAGGUCAUGGCGCUCGGAGAUGACUGGUGUGGUUUCGCAGACGCCGAGGAGGAAGUGGGGCCAGCUCCCAGUGAUUGGCAAGCAUACCGUCACGCAAUGGAUGCAAGCAAUGAUGCUAGCCUGGGACCUUCCCGAGACACGCACCUGGCGCAGCUACCUGCGCAGCACGUGCAGCCCCUGGCGCCGCAUUUGACGCCCGCUGAUGCGGUGCCCGCACCUUGCUCGUUUGGAGCAGAGAGACCUGAGGCCAAGAUGGAGGCUGGCCCAGGCCCCGUUGACAAGGACCUCCUCAUGCAGGAUUUUCUUGGCCGCGAAUUGGACGUGUGGUCUGUUUUGCAACAGCUCAACCAGCGACGGGCUGUGGUGGUUUGCGGUGCCGUGGGCGAAGACUUCGGCAUCGGCAAAAGCGCCAUUUUGGACUCGGUGCAUCGCCACUUCACCCUGCUGGGCCACAGCUGCGUGGCCGUGCCGCUGCGCUCGUUGAGUCAAGUGUCCUGGGCAGGUGAUUGGAUCGAGAAAACAAAUGCUGCGAUUCGGUUGGCAAUUCGCGAGUGCCGCGGUGCCAGGAUGGCAGGUGCUAGCUCUCGACGCCGCAGAUUGCAGGGGCCGCUGCGGACUGGAUUUCAUCCGCUCUCAGACCCUUCCACAGUGGCAUGUUUGUUGGACGAUUUGAUCGACGACUGUAUUGUACUUCAGGACCUUUGCGAUGCACGUUUCGAGUGGACUUCAGGGCACCGAAUUCUUCUUUUGCUGGACGAAUGUGAUCAUUUGGUCCAACAGCAGCAGUUCCAGGAUGCUCUCGCAUGUAUCCUUCAGCGAUGUUCUUCCUACAGCGUUGUAUUGAGCACGCAUCAACCAAUGGUCCCUGCUGGAGCCAGCAAGUUUAAAGUGGUGCAGCAUCGGCUUCAGGGGUUGGUCCCUCGAGACGCUGCCCGCCUUUUACUGCGACGAGCACAACGACCUCUCCGGUGGGGCGAAAUCCAGAGGUCAGAGGAUCCCUCGAGCUUGGUGAUUCUCAACAAGGAGAACGAAACGGAAGUACUGGAGGCGGUGUCAUCCCAGCCCCGCGUGGCAGCUUUGAGGGGCAAUCCUCGGAGGCUGAUUGAGCUGGCCAAUGACUUGGACUCCUUGAACACCGUUCUGACAUGA
This is a messenger RNA of Cladocopium goreaui, 2937 nucleotides long. The record is from the annotation of a GenBank genome assembly. NCBI's taxonomy places the organism in Eukaryota, Dinophyceae, Suessiales, Symbiodiniaceae.